AUGUCUGAAAAAAGAAGAAAGCAAUGAAUCCCUUUAGAAUCCAACCCAGAAGUCAUUACUAAAUACAUCAAUUCUUUAGGCUUCCCAACAACUUUGUAUUCUUUAACUGAUGUUCUGUCUUGGGAAGAAUGGGCUAUCGACAUGCUACCUCAGCCUGUUUUAGCAUUAUUUUUGCUUUAUCCUAUAUCAGAUCGCUCAAGAACUGCUCGUCAAGAAAGAGUCAGCCUCUGCGAAGCAGAAAACAGAGAAAUCUCUCAGAAUUUAUAUUAUAUGAAACAAACAGUAGGAAAUGCUUGUGGGACCAUAGCAGCGAUCCAUGCAAUUGCAAAUUCCUUAAAUUCUGAGCUGUUAAGCCAAAGAAUUAUUCUAGCAGAAGGAAGCUUUCUGCAGAGAUUUCUUGAUAGAACGUGGAAUUUAACACCUGAAGAAAGAGGCAGGCUAUUAGAAGAAGGCGAAGACUUAGAAAGUGAUAUAGAAAGCGAGCACCAGAGGGCUGCAGCAGAAGGCCAGUCGCGAGUUCCCGGCCACAACGAAAGGGUCGAUUUACACUUUAUUGCAAUUGUUCCUAAAGAUGGGUACAUUUAUGAGCUAGACGGCCGAGCUGGGAUCCCUAUAAACCAUGGCAGAUACUCAGCACCUCAAAAAUUCGCUAAAGAAGCCUGCCUAAAAGUAAUUAAAGAAGGAUUCAUGGAUGUCGACCCUGAAGAGCUUAGGUUCAAUAUCCUUGCUUUAGCUUCAGCUGAAAAUUCGUUCUAG
Molecule: messenger RNA, 756 nt
Organism: Blepharisma stoltei
Lineage: Eukaryota; Ciliophora; Heterotrichea; Heterotrichida; Blepharismidae
Source: the annotation of a GenBank genome assembly